Molecule: messenger RNA, 1008 nt
Organism: Octopus bimaculoides (California two-spot octopus)
Lineage: Eukaryota; Metazoa; Mollusca; Cephalopoda; Octopoda; Octopodidae
Product: fatty acid-binding protein 2, liver
Source: RefSeq, a predicted model, not a curated record
CGUUCCUGACGUUAUAAAGUACUGCGUUGUUUGACAAUGUUUUAUUUAUCGCGUAGACGCAGCUGUACAAGUCAGUAGUUACGACUAACAGUAUAUAUCGCCGCCCUCUAUUAGCGACAGGCUGUGUUUUAAAGUCAACGUGCUCUUUCUCUCCCUAUAUAUAUAUAUAUAUAUAUAUCUAUAUAAUAUAUAUUUAUAUACAUCAUAUACAUUUUACGAUGGAUGUAUUCCUUGGAAAAUGGAUAGAAAUCAAAGAAGAUGUGGAAUCUUACCGUCAAUUUAUAGACAAAAUUGGGGUUCCAAAAGAAAUAGCAGAGAAAAUUUUAAAAUAUACAGGAUUUUUUGAAUUGCAAGAAGAUGGCGAUCUGUUUAAAGCAACUACGGGCUAUGUAGAAGAUCCUAGUUUAACUAGAACAUAUCGUUUUAAGAUGAAUGAAACUUUCACUGAUACAGAUAAUUUUGGACAAAAAUUUACAUUGGUUUGUAAAGUUGAAGGUGGCAAAUGCUAUGAUAAAUGCACAAAUUACUAUAAUCAAGCAACGAUUGAGAGUGUCCGAGAAGUUGUUGGAGAUACAUUGAUAGUGACAACGACUUGUGAUGGACAGACAAUGGUUUCAAAAUUCAAAAAACAAUAAAUAUUAAGAAGGAAAUGAAAUUUGCAAAAGUGCACUGGCAAAUAUCAACAUAAUAAUAAUAACAAUAAAAGCAUAAUAAUAAUAAUAAUAAUAAUAAUAAUAAUAAUAUUAAUAAUAAUAGGAAUUUCUAACUGGAGGGUUGAUUAAAAUAACCCAAGUAUUUUGCUGAUAAAUAUUGCAAUAAUCUGGAAGACUGGAAGACAAAAUCACAUUUGGCUGGAUUUAAAUUGGAAAGAGAAAAUAAUGGAAUUAAAUACUGUAAGACCAUUUUGUUAGCUGUUCUGGUGAUUCUAACAACAUCAACAAUAACAAUUGUAAUAUUAGCAUUCAAGUCUUCUUAAAUAAAAAAAACAAACAAUUAAAUUGUUAAUUA